Messenger RNA from Anopheles maculipalpis, 1104 nucleotides. It is a transcript of the gene HDAC11, whose product is annotated as histone deacetylase 11. Gene Ontology annotation, molecular function: histone deacetylase activity. Bases 1 to 1089 code for a protein of 362 amino acids. NCBI's taxonomy places the organism in Eukaryota, Metazoa, Arthropoda, Insecta, Diptera, Culicidae. The record is from RefSeq and is a predicted model, not a curated record. The transcript has 3 exons.
AUGUGUUUCCGUUUAAACACUGCCAGCGGCACGGACUGUUCCGGACUGAGCAGUGGAACCGACGACGAGAAGGAAGAGGAUUCACCGCAACGGGCUGUAAGUCCAGCUGCCAUCGUUCCAAUCAGUCGUGACCGGCUACCGAUCGUUUAUCGGCCAGAGUACGGUGUAAAGUUUCUUGGCCUCCAAAAGCUACAUCCGUUCGAUGCGGCCAAAGGAGGCAACAUUUAUCGAUUGCUCAAAACGAACGGACUGAUUCGCAACGAUGAAGAUGUGUAUGCUCCGGAUGAAAUUACGCCCGAGGAGCUGCUGGAAGUGCACACGAAGCGGUACAUCGAUAGUUUAAAGUGGAGUUUAAAUGUAGCCAAAAUAGCAGAAAUACCUCCGCUCCUUUUUGUGCCAAACUGUUUCGUGCAGCGAAGCUAUCUACGGCCGAUGCGCUACCAAACUUCCGGCUCAAUACUGGCUGCCCGUGCCGCACUGCAGUCCGGUCUCGGAUGGGCCAUCAAUCUUGGCGGCGGAUUCCAUCACUGUAGUGCCGAUCGUGGCGGUGGCUUUUGUCCGUACGCCGACAUUACGCUUACGGUGAAGAUGUUACAGGCCAGUGGCAAUGGUAUCGAACGGAUACUGAUAGUGGACCUUGACGCGCACCAGGGCAACGGUUACGAGCGGGACCUAAUGAACGAUGCGGGUGUUUUCAUUAUGGACAUGUACAACUAUCGUAUCUAUCCACGGGAUCAUACGGCUAAGCUAGCGAUACGACGAGCGGUCGAGUUGAAACCACACACGGAUGACGAGGAGUACCUUAGGAAGUUGAAACAAUGUUUGCAACGAUCGCUGGCAGAAUUUGAACCCAACUUUAUCAUCUACAAUGCCGGCACAGACAUCCUGAAAGGUGACCCACUUGGACUGCUGGACAUCACCCCGGAGGGUGUAAUAGAGCGCGAUGAGUUUGUGUUUCGUAGCGCUCAGGAACUUUCCAUCCCGGUGGUGAUGCUGCUGAGCGGUGGAUAUCUGCGUAGCUCGGCACGCGUUAUCGCCAACUCGAUUGUGAACUUGCGCGCCAAAGCAUUGCUGCCAAGGGUGGAGUAGAACGUGACGUUUCUU